AUGUCAAUAUUCGCAGACUUCCUAGACAAGAUUAUGGAAGUUUUUAUGGAUGAUUUCUCAGUAUGCGGAUUCAAUUUUGAAGAUUGUCUAGCUAACCUUGAGAAAAUGCUAGACAGAUACGUGGAAACAAACCUUGUGCUAAACUGGGAAAAAUGUAACGUUAUGGUUACCGAAGGAAUAGUAUUAGGACGCAUAGUCUCUGAAAAGGGAAUUGAGGUUGAUAAAGCCAAAAUAGAGGUUAUAGAAAAUCUCAAACCACCUAAGACCAUUAGAGAAGUCCGUAGCUUUCUUGGACACGUCGGUUUUUAUCGAUGUUUUAUUAAAGACUUCUCUAAAAUAACAAAACCUCUAACUAGCCUUCUAAUGAAAGAUGUCGAGUUUAUUUUCGACGAAGAAUGUAUAGAAGCAUUCAACCUUUUGAAACAAGCACUGAUUUCCGUGCCUAUUAUGCAACCCCCAGAUUGGAACCAACCCUUUGAAAUCAUGUGUGAUGCUAGCGAUUUCGUUGUUGGUGUUGUUCUAGGACAAAGAAAGGAAAAGAAAUUACAUAAGAAGAAAUUCUUUAGUGGUGUAAGGUAUUUUUAUUGGGACGAACCUCUCCUUUUCAAAAUAGGGACAUACGACAUAUUUCGUCGCUGUGUCCCUGAAGAAGAGGUAGGAAAUAUCAUAAAACAUUGUCACUGCACACCUUAUGGUGGACAUGCAGACACAUCUAAAACAUACGUUAAAAUUCUCCAAGCAGGCCUCUACUGGCCAACAUUAUGGCGCGAUGUUCGUGCUUACAUUACCAUAUGUGAUUGGUGCCAACACAUAGGGAACGUCUCAAGGCGUGACGAAAUGCCAUUAAGAAAUAUCCAAGAAGUAGAAAUCUUCGAUGUUUGGGGGAUUGAUUUUAUGGGACCUUUUCCAUCAUCAAUGGGAAAUAAGUAUAUCUUAGUAGUUGUUGACUACGUGUCUAAAUGGAUUGAGGCUAUAGCCUUAACUACACAUGACACUCGAGUAGUGAUUAAGUUAUUCAAAAACAAUAUAUUCCUUAGAUUUGGAGUACCACGCCUUGUUAUAAGUGACGGUGGAUCACAUUUCAUAUCUAGAAUUUUUGAUAAACUUUUAGAUAAAUAUGGAGUUAAGCACAGAGUAGCAACACCAUAUCACCCGCAGACUAGUGGACAAGCGGAAGUGUCAAAUAGGGAGAUUAAAUAA
Molecule: messenger RNA, 1200 nt
Organism: Lathyrus oleraceus (garden pea)
Lineage: Eukaryota; Viridiplantae; Streptophyta; Magnoliopsida; Fabales; Fabaceae
Exons: 2
Coding region: 1-1200 (399 amino acids)
Biological process (GO): DNA integration
Molecular function (GO): nucleic acid binding
Source: RefSeq, a predicted model, not a curated record